Molecule: messenger RNA, 2513 nt
Organism: Onychostoma macrolepis
Lineage: Eukaryota; Metazoa; Chordata; Actinopteri; Cypriniformes; Cyprinidae
Gene: ctdnep1b
Product: CTD nuclear envelope phosphatase 1b
Exons: 7
Coding region: 544-1287 (247 amino acids)
Molecular function (GO): protein serine/threonine phosphatase activity
Source: RefSeq, a predicted model, not a curated record
CCUCCGCGGCCACGUGAGCACAAACUUUAUGCCCCUUAGCGGAAGUGACGUCAGGGAAGCGAUGGCGGCCCGUGCUGCUCUACCGUAUUGGCUUUAAACUGUUCUCAGAGGUGAGGGAUUGUACGCGUUUUCUUUUCGCUUUCUCAACGGUCCUCCGGAAGAGGAUAGUGCUUUUAAUGCCGCGGCAGAGGGACAGACGCGCUUCUCUCGGCUUUCGGCAGAACGGAGACAUUUGUUCGACACUCCGCUCGAUUUGACCAUCUUAGCCAACGAGCAUUUGAAGACUUCCCAGAGCCGGGCAGAGAAACUACCUCCCUACAGAGAAAGACAUUCACCAAGUGAUAUUUUACACUCGCACUUUUUUUUUUAAAUCGCUGCACUUUUUGCGCCCUCCAUGCGUUGAUUUGAAUCAUAUCAAGAGGCGCGAGGCGCAUCGGGACGCUCCGGUGUGAAGUUGUGAAUGGUUGGCAGGGUCUUAUUUCCACAGGUGUGUUGUAUUGCUCUUGUCGGCGGUGUAAAUCACACCUCACGGACUCUGGUGGUAUGGUUGACAUGCUAAAGACGCGCCAGUGUCUGCUCGGUGUGCGCACUUUCCUCGGCGUGACCUCCAGGUUAUGGAGCUUCUUCUUAUACAUCCUCAGGAAGCACAUACGGACGAUAAUCCAGUAUCAAACAGUGCGAUAUGACAUCUUACCAUUGUCACCCAUUUCCAGAAACAGACUCAACACCGUGAAGCGAAAGAUCUUAGUUUUAGAUCUCGACGAGACGUUGAUCCACUCGCAUCACGAUGGCGUUCUCAGACCUACAGUACGGCCUGGUACACCGCCAGACUUCAUCCUCAAAGUGGUAAUAGACAAACACCCGGUCAGAUUCUUUGUGCAUAAAAGGCCGCAUGUGGACUUCUUCCUGGAGGUGGUCAGUCAGUGGUAUGAGUUGGUAGUGUUCACUGCUAGUAUGGAGAUCUAUGGGUCUGCAGUAGCUGAUAAGCUGGAUAACAACAAGGGAAUCCUGAAAAGAAGAUACUAUAGACAGCACUGUACGCUGGAUUCAGGUAGUUAUAUUAAAGACCUGUCUGUUGUACAUGAUGACUUAUCAAGUAUAGUCAUUCUUGACAACUCGCCGGGAGCAUAUCGCAGUCAUCCAGAUAAUGCAAUACCUAUAAAGUCAUGGUUUAGUGACCCAAGCGACACAGCACUUCUUAACCUGCUUCCCAUGCUGGAUGCACUUAGAUUCACGGGAGACGUACGAUCCGUCCUGAGCAGGAAUCUCCACCAGCAUCGACUCUGAUGAUCGUCCGAUCGAGGGCUUUCCUCAAGUCCGCUCUUCUUUUAAUUUUUUAUUUUCCAACCGCUUCCCUAUUUGACAUCUGCCUGUCCGUUCUCCCUCGACUCUUCACCUCUCAGAAACGGCCUCACGUGAGGGCCGUAGGGAGGAGAGUCUGUCCCGAACUCAAAGGGGACGGAAAAGGCAAACUUUUUGGGAAGCUUUUUUCCCCGACGUUUUUUAUUCUUUUCCCUUCUUCGAAAUGGAGUCUCUGCCUUACAGCUCUACCUAUGCUGAUAGAGUGUGUGAGUUCUGUUUUGUGGGAUGUGUGUAUGGAGACAUCUGCUGUUUUUCGUUUUAAAUAUUUGAAGAUAUUUGAGGCAAGAAAAACAGUCCUUUUCAUGACUUGCGUCUUGGGACGUCAUACCUCACUUCUAAAGGUGGUGCGACUGGAGAUCUGCUAAACGGAUUGGCUCAGAACUGGCCACCAACACUCUGCACAUCGAAUAGAGUUCACUGGAAAACUGUUGAUAAUACGGAUUAUGACAGACUGGUAGAUUUCAGGGUUAUCGUGGUAGAGUUGUAUAUGCUGUUAUUGAGGUACUGUCUUGGAAGACUUGGGGUUUUAAUGACUUCUGUAUGGUAGGCCUGUUCAAAUUCGGAUCAUGGAGAUAAAUUCUGUGGCAGAUUCUUAAGUUUUAUUAGUUCUCAUCCUAUUUUAUUCUUGGCAGUAAAUUAAUUUGUCAUGAUUAUCAGGGAGGAUGUAAUAGAAAAUGAGCUUUGAAGAAGCUGAAUGACAGAUUUUAAGCCUUUCUGCUCUAAUUCUUCUCUACAGAAUGUAUGUGGUUGGUUAUGAAAUCCUACCACUUGGACGCCUUUUUACAAAUGUGUUUUUUUUUUUUUUCUUUCUUGAAAAUGUAAUAAUGGCAAGACUUGAAUUUAUAAAACUUCAUUGUAUUGAAGAGCUGACUGAGCAACAGACACCUUUUUUUACUCAAGGCCUUGUUGGUUUCUCUGUGCGCCUGUCAGAUAAUGUCAGUUCAGUUCUCAUCAAUCUAACACUUGCGAAGUCUCAAGGCAGCUUCCUGGGACACAAGUCCAUAGACCUGUGCACGUUACUAAUAAAAACGUGUCACUAUCCUAUACUAUGGGUUCAGUUUUCUUUUACGAUCUUUUAAAAGUUUAAGGGACCAGUUGCAGGAAACCAUUUCUAAUGCAAAAUAUUCUUUAGGCAACACACAAUUUCUUUC